GCCGAAAGAAUGGGUCGAGUGUCUUUCGAAGAACCAGUUGAGAACACCAUCAUCGAGGAAGAUGAACCUGUAAACAUCUACCCGUAUGAGAACACGCCACAGAACAAGUCAUGGGCUGGCGCACUCCCCGUGAAGCAGGGUCUCUACGACCCUGAGCUUGAGAAGGAUGCCUGUGGUGUCGGUUUUGCUGCCCACAAGAUUGUCAGUGAUGCACGAAACCUCCUCUGCAACAUGACACAUCGUGGUGCUGUAGGUUCGGAUGCGCGUGAUGGCGACGGUGCAGGUGUCAUGACAUCGAUCCCUCACAAGUUCUUCGUCAAGAACUUCGGANAAGAGCAAGGAUACACAUUGCCCAAGCAAGGACAAUACGCUGCCGGAAACGUCUUCUUCAAGCCCGAUACCGAGGUUUUGAAGGAGACACUGAACACAUUCGAGGAAGUGGCAGACGGCCUUGAUCUGCGAGUCUUGGGCUGGCGUGAGGUUCCUCGCGACUCUUCGCUGCUUGGUCCCGCAGCUGCCUCUAGAGAACCUAUUAUCCUUCAGCCCUUCAUUGUGCUUAAGUUUGCAUAUGGUGAGGCUAAUGCACCCAAGGAGUCCUUCGAGGAGGAGUUCGAUGAGCCAUACUUCGAGCGCCAGCUAUAUGUACUGCGCAAGCGUGUCACCCACGUCAUUGGCCUGCACAACUGGUUCUACCUCUGUUCUUUGAGCAACAAAAACAUCGUCUACAAGGGACAACUUUCUCCCGUACAAGUCUACGAAUACUACUUCGAUCUGGUCAACGUUGACUACGAGGGUCACUUUGCCCUGGUCCACUCGCGUUUCUCCACAAACACAUUCCCCUCAUGGGACAGAGCACAGCCUCUUAGAUGGGCAGCUCACAACGGAGAGAUCAACACUCUUCGCGGAAACAAGAACUGGAUGCGCGCAAGAGAGGGUCUGAUGAAGUCCGACUUGUUCGGAGACGAGCUGGAGAUGCUUCUGCCCAUCAUCGAAGAUGGUGGCUCUGACUCUGCUGCUUUCGAUAACGUUCUUGAGCUUCUCACCAUCAACGGUGUUUUGUCUCUGCCCGAGGCAGUCAUGCUCAUGGUUCCCGAGGCAUGGCAAGGAAACCGCGCCAUGGACCCUGCUAAGCAAGCCUUCUAUGAGUGGGCAGCCUGUAUGAUGGAGCCCUGGGAUGGUCCCGCUCUCUUCACAUUCGCCGACGGCAGAUACUGUGGUGCCAACCUUGACAGAAACGGUCUCCGUCCUUGCAGAUACUACAUCACAGACGAUGACCGCAUUGUUUGCGCUUCUGAAGUCGGCACCAUUCCCAUCGAGCCUGAAAAGGUUGUUCAGAAGGGUCGUCUUCAGCCUGGUAAGAUGCUUUUGGUUGAUACUGUCGCCGGUCGCAUCGUUGAUGAUGCCGAGCUGAAGCAGACUGUCUCCAAGCGCAAGGAUUUCCAGAGCUGGAUUAGCAGCCAGCUUAUUACCAUGCCCAGUGUUCAUGACAAGCUCAGCGAGAAGGGUGCUGAUCUCGGUUUCACCUUGUCAGAGACCAGAGUCCAGGAAGACCCUAGACUGAAGGCCUUUGGUUACUCUCUCGAGCAAGUCAGUUUACUGCUCGGUCCUAUGGCUGCCGACUCCAAGGAAGCUCUUGGAUCUAUGGGUAAUGACGCCCCGUUGGCAUGUCUGGCACAGCAGCCCCGUCUGCUCUACGAAUACUUCAGACAGCUCUUCGCUCAAGUCACCAACCCUCCCAUUGACCCUAUCAGAGAAGCCGUUGUCAUGUCGCUCGAGGCCUACGUUGGUCCUCAGGGUAACUUGCUCGAGAUGAGCCCCUCUCAGUGCCACCGUCUCCUGCUUCCCUCGCCUAUGCUCUCUAUCGAAGAGUUCAACGCACUGAGCCAGAUCUCGCAGCUGCACCGUGAGUGGAAUGUUCACACCGUCGACAUUACCUUCCCCAAGAAGGAGGGCAUUCAAGGUUACCUUGAUGCUCUUGACCGUAUCUGUGACCAGGCUGCAGAGGCCAUCGAGAAGAACGACAGAAUCAUCGUCCUGUCCGAUCGCGCUACUUCGGCCGAUCGUGUCGCCGUUUCUGCCAUUCUUGCUACUGGUAUGGUUCACCACCAUCUUGUCCGCAAUAAGUGGCGUUCGCAGGUCGCUUUGGUCGUCGAGACUGCUGAGGCUCGUGAAGUUCACCACAUGUGUGUUCUUGUCGGUUACGGUGCUGAUGCCAUCUGCCCUUACCUUGCAAUUGAGUGUAUCAUGAAGAUGGCUCGUGAGGGUCUGAUCAGAAAGAAGCUCACCCCUGAGCAGCUCAUUGACAACUACAAGCACUCUCUGGACGGUGGUAUCCUGAAGGUCAUGUCCAAGAUGGGUAUCUCUACCCUUCAGAGUUACAAGGGUGCACAGAUCUUUGAGGCUCUUGGUAUCGAUGACUCUGUCGUCGACCGCUGCUUCACUGGUACUGCCACUCGUAUUAAGGGUAUGACUUUCGAGCUUAUUGCCCAGGACGCCUUCGCUCUUCACGAGAAGGGCUACCCUAGCCGCAACAUCCUGGAGAUCCCUGGUCUUGCCGAGACUGGUGAAUACCACUGGCGUGACGGCGGUGAGCCUCACGUGAACGAUCCUACCUCUAUUGCCAACAUCCAGGAUGCCGUCCGUACCAAGAACGACAAGUCAUACGAGGCUUACUCCAGAUCCGAGUACGAGCAAAUCAAGAACUGCACUCUCCGCGGUCUCCUUGACUUUGACUUCGAAGACCGUGCUCCCGUCCCUAUCGACCAGGUCGAACCUUGGACUGAGAUUGUCCGCAGAUUCGUUACCGGUGCCAUGUCUUACGGAUCCAUCUCGAUGGAAUCGCACUCUACCCUUGCUGUCGCCAUGAACAGAUUGGGUGGUAAGUCCAACACCGGAGAAGGUGGUGAGGAUCCCGAGCGUAGUUUGCGUAUGGACAAUGGCGACACUAUGCGCUCUGCUAUCAAGCAGAUUGCCUCUGGUCGUUUCGGUGUCACCAGUGCCUAUCUGGCUGACGCUGAUGAGCUUCAGAUCAAGAUGGCUCAGGGUGCCAAGCCUGGUGAGGGUGGUGAGCUUCCUGGACACAAGGUGUCUGGACCCAUCGCUCGCACUCGUCACUCCACUCCUGGUGUCGGUCUGAUCUCUCCCCCUCNNCCUCACCACGACAUUUACUCUAUUGAGGACUUGAAGCAGCUCAUCUACGAUCUGAAGUGCUCCAACCCCCGCUCCCGUGUCUCCGUCAAGCUUGUCUCGGAGACUGGUGUCGGUAUUGUCGCUUCUGGUGUCGCAAAGGCCAGAGCUGAUCACAUUCUGAUCUCUGGUCACGAUGGUGGUACCGGUGCUUCCAGAUGGACUGGUAUCAAGUACGCUGGUUUGCCUUGGGAGUUGGGUCUUGCCGAGACUCACCAGACUCUGGUCCUGAACGACCUUCGUGGUCGUGUCAUUGUCCAGACUGAUGGUCAACUUCGCACUGGUCGCGACGUUGCUAUUGCUUGUUUGUUGGGCGCUGAGGAGUGGGGUUUCGCUACCACUCCUCUCAUUGCUAUGGGAUGUAUCAUGAUGAGAAGCAAGUUCAAGGGUACCCCCGAGCACGUCAUCAACUUCUUCUACUACGUCGCCAACGAGCUUCGUGCUAUCAUGGCCAAGCUUGGUUUCCGUACCAUCAACGAGAUGGUUGGUCGUACUGAGGUUCUGCGCGUUCGUGACGACCUCCGCAACGGAAAGACCGAGAACAUCGAUCUUUCCCUCAUCUUGACACCUGCCCACACCCUCCGUUCUGGCGUUGCAACCUACAACGUCCGCAAGCAGGACCACAAGCUGCAUGUUCGUCUCGACAACAAGCUCAUCUCUGAGUCUGAGCUGGCUCUUGAGAAGGGCCACCCUUGCCGCAUCGAGUGCGAUGUUGUCAACACUGACCGUGCUCUUGGUGCAACUCUUUCAUACCAAGUCAGCAAGCGCUACGGUGAANAGGGUCUGCCCACUGACACCAUCCACGCCAACAUUCGCGGCUCUGCUGGUCAGUCUUUCGGUGCCUUCCUUGCACCCGGUAUCACUCUUGAGCUCGAGGGUGACUGCAACGACUACGUCGGCAAGGGUCUGUCCGGUGGUCGUUUGAUCGUCUACCCUCCCAGAAACGCAGUCUUCAAGGCUGAGGAGAACGUCAUUGUCGGUAACACUUGUCUCUACGGUGCUACCAGCGGUCAGUGCUUCUUCCGUGGUAUGGGUGCUGAGCGUUUCGCUGUCAGAAACUCCGGUGCCACUGCUGUCGUUGAAGGUGUUGGUGAUCACGGUUGCGAGUACAUGACUGGUGGUCGUGUCCUUAUUCUUGGACCUACUGGUAGAAACUUCGCCGCUGGUAUGUCUGGUGGUAUCGCUUACGUUCUCGACAUGCAGCGCGACUUCGAGNGCAAGGUCAACCAAGAGAUGGUUGAGCUUUCCUCUCUGGAGGACCCUGCUGAGAUCGCCUUCGUUCGCGGUCUUAUCGAGGACCACCACCACUACACUGGUUCCGAGCUUGCUGCUCGUGUUCUCCUCGACUUCUCGCGUGCCCUGCACCGCUUCGUCAAGGUUCUGCCUACCGACUACAAGCGUGUCAUGGAGGAGGAGGCCAAGAAGGCUGCCGAGGCCAAGAGAGCCCAAUACCCCCUCCCCAUCAUGCCCGGAAACCCUGUUCGCUCUCUCCACGAGGACUCCAACAAGAAGCAACACGAGGCUGAGGACCGUCAGAAGAAGAAGGAUGACCUUCUCGACAUCGAGGAGAGUGUCCAAGAUGGCAAGGCUGAGAAGAAGCGCUCUGCUCUUGUCCUCGACAAGACCAAGGGUUUCAUGAAGUACCAGCGUCGCUCUGAGAAGUACCGCAGCGCUAAGACCAGAACUCGUGACUGGCAGGAGCUUUCUCAGCGUCUGAAUGAGGAUGAACUCAAAUACCAGACCGCUCGUUGCAUGGAUUGUGGUGUACCUUUCUGCCAAUCGGAUACUGGAUGCCCUAUCUCUAACAUCAUCCCCAAAUGGAAUGAAUUAGUGUUCCAAAAUCAAUGGAGAGACGCCCUGAACCGCCUGCUCAUGACCAACAACUUCCCCGAGUUCACUGGUCGUGUCUGCCCUGCUCCUUGCGAGGGCGCUUGCGUUCUCGGUAUCAACGAAGACCCCGUUGGCAUCAAAUCCAUCGAGUGCGCCAUAAUUGACCGCGGUUUCGAGAUGGGCUGGAUGGUUCCUUCUCCUCCUCAGGUUCGCAGUGGCAAGACAGUUGCCAUUGUCGGAUCUGGUCCUGCUGGUAUGGCAGCUGCUGAUCAGCUUAACAAGGCUGGCCACAGUGUCACCGUUUACGAGAGAGCCGACCGUAUUGGUGGUCUGCUCAUGUACGGCAUCCCCAACAUGAAGCUUGACAAGAACGUCGUCCAGCGCCGUGUCGACUUCCUGGCUGCUGAGGGCAUCAACUUCGUCACCGGUGUAUCCGUUGGUGAGGGCGAUGUUACUCUCGAGUCUCUCAGAGCUGAGCACGACGCUGUCGUUCUCGCCACUGGUGCCACCGUCGCCAGAGACUUGCCUAUUCCUGGACGUAACUUGGAGGGUAUCCACUUCGCCAUGCAGUUCUUGCACAAGAACACCAAGUCCCUUCUCGACUCUGGUCUUUCUGACGGCGAGUACAUCUCUGCCAAGGACAAGCACGUUGUUGUCAUUGGUGGUGGUGACACCGGUAACGACUGUAUCGGUACUUCCGUUCGUCACGGUGCCAAGUCUGUUGUCAACUUCGAGCUGCUUCCUCAGCCUCCUACCGAGCGUGCUCGCGACAACCCCUGGCCUCAGUGGCCCCGGAUUUACCGUGUCGACUACGGUCACUCAGAGGUCAAGACCCACAUGGGUAAGGAUCCUCGUGAGUACUGCAUCCUUUCUAAGGACUUCGUCGACGAUGGCACUGGCAAGGUCAAGGGUAUCAACACUGUCCGUGUUGAGUGGACCAAGAGCGCUUCUGGUGGUUGGGACAUGAAGCAGGUCGAGGGCAGCGAGGAGUUCUUCCCUGCUGACAUUGUCCUGCUCUCUAUGGGUUUCCUCGGCCCUGAGGCUCGUGUCCUUGGUGACGAGAUCGAGAAGGAUGCUCGCAAGAACGUCAAGACUCCUCCUGGCAAGUACAACACCAACCUCCCUGGUGUCUUUGCCGCUGGUGAUUGCCGUCGCGGUCAAUCCCUGAUUGUCUGGGGUAUCAACGAAGGCCGCAUGGCCGCUCGUGAUGUUGACUCCUACCUCACUGGCAUGGGCACUCAAUUGCCCAUUACUGGUGGUAUUGUCAAGCGUCCUCCCUACGAGCUGCUUAACAAGCCCAAGGAUGCUCCAAUCGAGCUCGUCUCUGCCGCCUCGUAA
Aureobasidium musti is the source of this 6354-nucleotide messenger RNA. The record is from the annotation of a GenBank genome assembly. NCBI's taxonomy places the organism in Eukaryota, Fungi, Ascomycota, Dothideomycetes, Dothideales, Saccotheciaceae.